Populus trichocarpa (black cottonwood) is the source of this 2121-nucleotide messenger RNA. RefSeq lists its product as uncharacterized. The coding region runs from base 230 to 1921 and encodes 563 amino acids. The record is from RefSeq and is a predicted model, not a curated record. NCBI's taxonomy places the organism in Eukaryota, Viridiplantae, Streptophyta, Magnoliopsida, Malpighiales, Salicaceae. The transcript has a single exon.
UUUAAGACUAUACUCAAACUACCUCUUCCUUUUUCUUCUUUUCCCCUCUCUGAAGCCAUUGAAGCAAGCAAAGCUUAUAAUAUCAAGAAAAACUCCGAUCAAGCAAACAACAUAAAAGCUAUCGCAUUCCCAAAAGCAAAGCUAAAAGCUGUCCAAGAAAAGUUCUUCCCCUCUCUCUUUCUGCGAACUCUCAAAAGGAGAACCAAAACACAAAACCAAUCCUCAAAUAAUGGACGAAGAGGAAGACAUGCCGCUAUUCUGGCUUCAAGCCACCAACACUCGCCACCGUUCCCGCGGCCUCCGCCGUCAAACCUCCUCUAUCUUCCUAAAUUCUGGUGUAUUUCUCGUAAUAUUACUAGUUGUAGCUCUCGCUUUUGUCCUUGUUGUUGUUUCUUCAAUUGGCUCUUUGACAUCUCAAAUUUUGAGACCACAGUCGAUCAAGAAAAGUUGGGACUCACUCAACUUGGUUCUGGUCCUCUUUGCUAUUGUCUGUGGAUUUCUUAGCAGCAACAACAGCAGCGGCAGCAGCGGCAGCAGCGGCAGCGGCAGCGGCAGCGGCGGCGAUAAUGAAAACACGAGUUAUUACGAAGAUCAAAGCCUAUCAAAUGUACAAAAACCAUCACAUCCGUCAAGUACUCCUUCACAUAGAUGGUUUGAGCAUCAGGAUCGAACUGUGAGCUAUAACACAUUGAACAGACUGAGGAGUUUCAGUUCGUAUCCAGAUCUUCGUCAAGAAUCUUUGGAACGGUGGAGAUUUUAUGAUGAUACCCACCUGAAUAACUACAGGUUUUCAACCUCAAGUGAUCAGAUUCAUCAUCAUUAUCCGCAGCAAGUCGAGGAAACUAAAAAACAAGAAGAGGGUGUUGGUGUUAAAGAUAUAGACGUUGAUACCUUUGUGAUAAAUCAAAAGGAAGUUUCAUAUCCAUCAUCGCCACCUCCAUUUCCUCCACCACAUCCAUCAUCAUCACCUCCAUUGCCACCAUCUCCGCCUCCUAAGCUUGUGAGGAGAAAGGUGAAGAGAACAUAUCAAGAUCUUGGAUAUGAAAAAAGAACCGAUCAUGAGGAGAAAGUCCUUGAAAACUUCUACAAUAUCCCGCCACCAUCUCCGCCGCCUCCUCCUCCUCCACCACCACCACCACCACCACCUAUAUUCAGCAAGAACGAGAAAAGGAGAGGCAAAGAUUUCUUGAUUUCACUAAGAAGAAAGAAAAAGAAGCAGAGACAAAAGAGCGUUGAAAAUCUUGAUAGCUUCUUCAAUCCUCAACCUACCCCAACUAGUACUCUACCUUUGAUACCGCCACCCCCGCCUCCACCCCCACCACCUCAUUUUCUUCAAAAUUUGUUCUCAAAGAAAGGCAAAACCAAAAAACUCCAUCCAGUUCCCCCGCCGCCACCUCCACCACCAGUCACACGUGUAUCAAAGGUGGUCUCCCAAAAGGUUACGUCAAGAACCAAGGUCCAAGUAGCACCAUUGACAUCUGAUAAACCUCCAGAACCAGCCAAGACACGUCGUUUCCAUAGCGUGGAAGAGAAUGUGGAGAGAGGGAAUGCUUCACGUUUGAUUCCACUACCGCCGCCGCCUCCGCCGCCGCCAUUCAAAAUGCCAGCAUGGAAAUUUGUUCAUGAUGGUGACUAUGUUAGAGUAGGGAGUUUCAACAGUUCGAGGAGUGGAUCACCGGAUUUGGAUAGCAUUGAGGAUGCAUCAUCAGAGAAGGAUCAGUCAAGUCCAGUGGCAGCAGCAAGUGGAUCAGAUUCAGCAGCAACGGCAUUGUUUUGUCCAAGUCCUGACGUGAACACCAAGGCUGAUAAUUUCAUAGCGAGGUUUAGAGCUGGUUUGACGUUAGAGAAGGUGAAUUCUGCCAACAGAAGGUCAAAUCUUGGUCCGGAAGCCAGCACAAGCACAGGCACAAGCACAAGCUAGAAGAAGGCUUCUGAUUUGUUUUUCUUUUUAUUUUUGGAGAUUUGAUUGAUUUUUUUAUAUAAUUUUGUUUAAUAUUUGGCGAGGAUGUAUGUAUGUAUGUUGGUUUGGGCUGUCCUGUCAUUUUAGGUGAAAUUUUAUUAUACAUACAGGAAUGAAUACAUGAGAACAUGGAAUGAAUUAAUUAUUAUUUUUUUCUUUAA